AUGCCACUUAAACUAAAGGCCGUGCCAGGUACGGCGUCAGAUGUCUACCAGAACAUUCUUCGAUUUGCUGCAGAAUACAUAAAGUACAUUUUUCUUAACAUACACGAAUGGGAGAAUAUUCUCGAGGCAACGUGGGUGUAUAGACUUGAGCUGACUGAAGAUAACGAGGUCAUUGCGCACGGCCAUGCGGAUCUGAACGUGUAUUAUCUACUCCGAAAACACAAGUCCCUCGAGUGGAACAAUAUCAUCGAAGAAUUUAACAGCAAUUUCAUGGACAAGUUUCCGUUCGAAGCUGUUG
This is a messenger RNA of Opisthorchis viverrini, 298 nucleotides long. RefSeq lists its product as hypothetical. The record is from RefSeq and is a predicted model, not a curated record. The transcript is spliced from 2 exons. Lineage: Eukaryota; Metazoa; Platyhelminthes; Trematoda; Opisthorchiida; Opisthorchiidae. The annotation marks the transcript as partial.